AUGGGGGAGAUCACUCCGCCUGCGAAAGGGGGCUUUCGUUACGUCUCCAAAUUCACCGACGCCCCCACGCGAAUGAAGGAGAUCUACUUGCUCAACGCCAAGUCCGAGUCCGCUCGAGCCCUUUACGCCUACUACAUGCACGUGGCUGCUCCGCUAGGCCGCCGCAUCGAGAUUAUUCGGUGCAACAGAGGAGGGGAAAACGUCGGAAGCGAGGUCACCACUUACCGCACCGACUCCGGCAUCACCAUCGAAUUCACCAUCGAAUACGCCGCGACGAACACCCCUCAGCAAAAUGGCGUAUCCGAACGAGACGCACAAACUUUGGCGACAAUCACGCGUCACCUCAUGAAGGACGGAGUCUUCCCACCUACCCUAUGCGGAGAACUAACGCUGACGGUGGUGUACCUCUCCAACCGGUCGCCCCACACAGCACUUGGGGGAGUAACUCCGUACUUCAAAAUGUACGGCAAAGAAGCGGACCUGUCAAACCUUGGAGUCCUCGGAGUCACAGCCUUCGUGCACCACGAGCGAUACACUAAAACGUUGAGCGACCGCGCGUUCGAAGGCAAACUCUGCGGCUUUAGUCAACACAGUAAGGCCUACAGGAUCUACAACACUGCAACCGGCAACGUAGUAGAGAGCAGAAACGUCACCUUUAUUGAGACGCCGGCGUACUCCAUGCCUCUCGGCGUGCCCAAUGACGACCGUUUUUACGAGGGACACGUCCUGCGCUUCACAUCCAUUCUUGGGGGGGGUGAAAUCGAACAAGGGGAUCAGCCGAGACCAGCACAAGGAAUAUCGCGGCCGCUUGAAGUGACCUGCGCUGCCACCAGGAAGAGGCCGAACGCCUCCGACACCGUCGACGCCGCCCUUGCACCCAGCUCUCUGGAGAUCAACAUGGACGACAGCGGAGGUGGAUGUAUGGCGGCCGCCUCGAUGCGGUCCGACCCGAGUGCUCUAACGUUUGGCCAGCUAUUGGACAUUGCCAGAAGGACCAACCACGAUCACGCCAGCACGUCUCCGGAUUUUGCUCAUCUGGAUGAAGAAUCACCCCCGAAGUCGCGGGCCUACGUGUACGCCACAGGCGCCCCGAUCCGGCAAGGAUUCUUGGAGGAGGAGCAUAGAGCCAUCAAAAUCCCCAACACCUUCAAGGAAGCCAUCAACUCGCCCGAGACAAAGCAGUGCAAGGUAGCGAUCGGAAAGGAGUUGGACAGUCGGGCGAAACACAGGGUCUUCAAGUUGGUCCCGAUCACCAGCGUUCCCAAGCACGAGAAGGUUCUCGGCACAAGGUUCGUCUUCAAACAGAAGGCGGACGAAAGAUUCAAGGUCAGGCUGGUGGUUCAAGGCCAUGUACAAGAAUCUGGUAUCGACGACGGGAGGCGCUACGCAAGAGUGUGCCGCAUCGGGAGCGUUCGCAUCUUUUUCGCCAUAGCGUGCGAACGCGGAUGGCCAGUAUGGCAGAUGGAUGUAGCCGUGGCGUUUCUGCAGCCAACGAUCGACAAGGACGUGUGGGUCAAGCCCGCUCCAGGACAAGACGCAAAGGACCCCGCGACUGGGGGGAUCAUGGUCUACAAACUCGAACGCAGCCUCUAUGGGCUCGCGCAGUCGCCAGUCCUCUGGUACGACACCAUCGACGAAGUACUAGUGGUGAUCGGAUUCAGGCCCACGCAGUCCGAUCCCUGCGUUUACAUACACGGAAGCGGCGACACCCUUGUAAUCCUGACGUUAUACGUCAACGACAUCCUGAUCAGUGGAAAGGAUCCCGACCUUGUCGCCGACCUGAAGAAAGAACUCCAAGACCGCUUCGAAAUAACAGACAUUGGAGAAGUUCGUCUCAUCCUAGGCAUGAAAGUCACGCGCAGCUACGAAAACGGAACGCUCGUCGUCUCGCAGAAGGGCUACGUCAAGAGUAUUCUGGAGAGUUUGGGCAUGGAGAACUGCAACCCGCCAGCGGAUGAGCUACUCGGAGCAGCCGAGUCCAAGCUAUACCAGUCCAUCACAGGCAGCCUGCUCUACCUGGCUCAAUGCAAAAGGUAUGACCAGUCCUACGCGGUCAACCAACUGACGAGGGCAUGCAGCAAGCCUGCUCGGGCCCACACGACAGCGGCAAAGCACGCGCUUCGAUACAUUCGCGGAACGCCAGACCUACUCAUCAUAUUCAAGCGAGGACGAUUCCGCGUUGCAGCGUUCGCCGACUCUUCUUUCGGAGCUAUUCCAGACAACAGGAAGUCAACCACAGGUCUACAAGUGGAGAGCGAACUUCAAGCCAUCAGCUACGGAGCAAAGGAGGCCGCAUAUCUCUCUAGCCUUCUAAUGGCACUCAAGUUCGAAAACUUGAAGCCGAUCUCCAUUUACAGUGACAGCUCAGGGACUCUAAGCCUUGCCGCCAACACCAUGUUCAGCUCGAGGACCAAGCACAUCGCGCUGCGGUUCUUCGUUCUCCAGGAAUCGAUCAAGCCGCGCCACAUCGCGGUUCACCACGUCCCAACGCAGGCUAUGCUUGCUGACAUAGCCACGAAGCACUUGGACCGAAACAAGUUCAACUCCAUCAUCCACCAAAUCAAGGACUUCGGGGGCUAG
Molecule: messenger RNA, 2580 nt
Organism: Ectocarpus sp. CCAP 1310/34
Lineage: Eukaryota; Phaeophyceae; Ectocarpales; Ectocarpaceae
Source: the annotation of a GenBank genome assembly